Messenger RNA from Triplophysa dalaica, 1166 nucleotides. RefSeq names its product THUMP domain containing 1 (gene thumpd1). Gene Ontology annotation, biological process: tRNA modification. Lineage: Eukaryota; Metazoa; Chordata; Actinopteri; Cypriniformes; Nemacheilidae. Gene Ontology annotation, molecular function: RNA binding. The record is from RefSeq and is a predicted model, not a curated record. The transcript has 4 exons. Bases 148 to 1047 code for a protein of 299 amino acids.
GUCGCGUCCUGCACAGAGCUAAAAGCGCGAGCCAAACGCAGGGCAACACGAGCACGUUUGCGAGCGUGUGUAGCGCAUUUAUUUCACUUACGAGCACAGAGCAGUUUGUGUUUUCUAUAACCCGAGUGUGUUUCACGAAGCGCAUUCAUGUCUGAAACGCGCAAGAGAAGUAGGAAGCACUACGGCGGGCACGCGCCGAGGAAACUGAGGCGCACUCGCGAGCUGGAGGUGGGCGCUGAAGGCGUGCUGAUCACCUGUAACAUGAACGAGCGCAAGUGCACGAGGGAAGCCUUCAAUCUGCUGAACGAGUACGCGGACGCGCUCUACGGACCCGAGCAGUCAGGUGAGGCGCAGGACAGUCACAGUGAAGAGGAUGAUGAAGACGCUGAAGCGGCUCUGAAGAAGGAGGUGUCUCAAAUCCAGACGUCCAUGAAGAGCAGACAGCAGAGGUUCACAGCGCUGGACAGCGGAGCGACUAACGUUGUGUUCAUCCGAUCUCAUGGAGUCGAUCCAGAGAAGCUGGUUCAUCACGUUCUCUCAGACCUCCAUCAGACCAAGAAGAAGAAGACUCGCGUGAUCCUGCGCAUGCUGCCGGUGAGCGGCACGUGUCGGGCCUUCCCAGAGGACAUGGAGAAGUAUCUGAGCGUGUUCCUGGAGCGCUGGUUCAAAGCGCCGCUGAGAGCCACGUACCAGAUCUGCUUCAAAGCCCGAAACAGCAGUCACAACAAGAGAGAUGAUGUCAUCAAAGACGUCGCAGCUCUGGUGGCUGACAUGAACCCGGAGAAUAAAGUGGAUCUGACCAAUCCUGAGCUGAGUAUCAUCAUCGAGAUCAUCAAGGCCGUGUGCUGCGUCAGCGUCGUCAGGGACUACGCGCUCUUCCGCAAAUACAACCUACAGGAAGUCAGCAAAGAGCCGGCCAAUCAGAGCCCAGAGAAGGAGGAAGCAGCGAAGAGCACGGCCGAUCAAACGCAAGAGCACGGCAACGGCACCUCCGCUGAUGGAAACGCUGCUGGUGGUGACGGACGGGAGGAGGCGGAGCCUGAGUGAAUGUGUUCAUGUGUGAUGGACAGUGUGUGGAUUUUUAAAAACCUUUCGUAUGUGUUUUCUUCAAACGUUUGUUUGUUUGUUUGUUUUUGAUGAUUUGUUUUCUCAUGUGUGCGACUCUA